CCAGAGGUUAGCAAAUAGACUGGUUCAAUUGGAAGGGGCCUACAAAGCAUCAGGGACAACCCUGUCCAGGCCAGGAGAAGCAGCAAAGGAUGAAACCCUGGGGCACCUGCUGGCUGUUCUGCACCACACUGCACGAGGAGCUCAGCACGCAGCAGGAGCUGCCACCCCCAGCAAUAGCACCGCUGCUCCUUGGCUGCAAGCAUGCAGGAGGAAGGCUGGGGAGCAAAAAGAGCUGGUGAGGGGCACGGUGAGAAGGAAACCUGCUGUGCCAGCAGUGCCAUCCCCUCUGCCCCAGCCAGAUGUUUCUGUUGCUUUGUGUGGGUUUGAGUCUGCACAGCUGGCAGCAGCCAUGGCAGAGCUGGCAUCAGCAUUGCAGACUGGGGGUGCAAAAAGGGAGAAUGGCAUCCUUGAUCAGUUGAAGAAUGGAUUCGGUGACGUCUUUAAGGAGUGUUCUUGAAGAAGCCAUGCUAAAAAUCACACUGAAGCUUCGAAACUCCAAACCUGCUGCGAAAUGAUGAUGAAGGUUGCUCAGUGGGCUUCUCCAGACUGCAGGGGUGCCUAUGGGCGUGCAGGAUGACAAGGCAGUCACAUGUGGAGUAUCAGCAGUUACACACAACGUUCUGUGCAAAUGUGACGAGAAUAAAUUGGCUCCAGCAAUUCUUCUUUCUCUUCUUCUUUACUUUUAGGCGGACAUAUUUUCAUUUCUGAUCACUGGAAAGCAAGUUUGUACUGGUGCUAUUUUUAUUUCCUGCUGCUGGUUGCCAGAUUUGUGGCGCUGUAUAUUAUGUCUGUUUUCUUUCUGCUGGUUUCAGUAAAAUUCCUAGAAAGCUUCUGUCAGCUAUUGCUCUUCCUUGAAGCUCAGCCCUCUGCACGGGUUCAGGGCUGGAGAUGGGAGCUCACUUUCCUUUUGGCAUAAGGGCACUUUUAAACUCAAUCUGUUCAGCUGUGUGGUUUUGAGUUCAGUAUCCAGGACAUCCUCCUCCAUCCUUUUUGGUCAUUAGAAUGGAUUCAUGCCGUGAUUCUGUUUAAAGUUUGUUGUAUUUGGUUAAAAUAUUUCCUUAAACCUUUUUUUCCUUCUGCCCAGUGGAAGUUAGCAGUCCGUGUUCCUGCUGUGGGUCGCCAAGGCUGCGGAGCAGGGAAGCCAGGAGCAGUGAAUGCAUUUUGAAUACAGAACCAAUGGUCUGCGGUGCCUGGGCCAACGGUUGGAUCACUGCCUUCAGAGAACCAAAUGUGCCCUUUUAUUUUUUCAGAGUGUUUCAGUGGGGAUCCAUAAAGGCAGCGUCAGAUCAGUUCUAAACCAAGGAGGUCAUUGUGGGAACGUCGCAGCCAGAUGCUCCUUCAUGGUUCUGUUGAAAUCCAUUUUUGUUUUGAUUUGACGUGAAAAGCUUCAGCAGGACUGAAUGAACAUCAGCCUUUAAAAGGGUACGGAGGGGCUGCAGCUCCUCGGGGAGAGCGCUGGGGCUGAGCAGCACUGCUGGGAUUGAGAGCUGCAUCCAGCGUCUGAUCGAAGGCUCCCGGCACCAUGAGCACAGCUGAGGAUGCAGCGUGGCUGAGCUGGGUGACGGAGCGGUUCCAGAGCAUCGCAGGGCAGGGUGAGGAAAUCGGCCUGGAGGAGUUCAAGGCGGCCCUUCAGGUGAAGGAGUCCUUCUUUGCUGAGCGUUUCUUCGCGCUGUUUGACGUGGAUGGCAGUGGUACCAUCAGCCUGGGGGAGCUGCACAGCGCCCUGAGACUGCUGCUGCACGGCACUGCUGCCGACAAGCUGCGCUUCCUCUUCCAAGUCUACGACGUCGAUGGCAGCGGCUCCAUCGACGCGGCCGAGCUGCUCCUGGUGCUGCAGGCCUGCCUGCGUGAGAGCGAGAUCUCACUGCCACCACAGCGCCUGCACGACAUGGCCGGGGUGCUGCUCGAGGCGGCCGACAAGGAUGGCAAUGGCUCCAUCACCUUCCAGGAGCUGCAGCAGCAGCUGGAGGCCUUCCCGGGGCUGAUGGAGAGCCUGACCAUCAGUGCUGCCAGCUGGCUGAAGCCCCCAGCACCGACACGGCAAAGCCGGCGGCCGCGCUGCCUGACUUCGUGGUACUGGCACAACCGCCGUGCCCAGCUCGCCUUCCUCGGGGGCUACGUCAGCCUCAACCUGCUGCUCUUCAUCCUGGCUGCCCUGCAGCACGUCAGCCGCAGCGGGUGGGUGGCGGUGGCCAGGGGCUGCGGGCAGUGCCUCAACUUCAACUGCGCCUUCAUCGCCGUGCCGAUGCUGCGGCGCUGCCUGACCCGGCUGCGUGCCACCGCCGCGGGCAGAGCGCUGCCCCUGGAGCGCUGCGUGAGCCUCCAUCAGCUGCUGGGGAGCGCCGUGCUGGCGCUGGCCGUGCUGCACACCGGAGCGCACGUGGCCAACUUCGGCAGGCUGGCACAGGCUGGGCACGGUGCCCUCUCCGAGUUCCUGCUGAUGGCACAUCCCGGUGGUGGGGGGCUCGGUGGCACAGCCCCACAGACCGGGCUGGCCCUGCAGGUGCUGCUGUUUGCCAUGCUCACCUUCUCCAGCCCCUGCAUCCGCCGUGGUGGGCACUUCGAGCUUUUCUACUGGAGCCACCUCUCCUACAUCAUCAUCUGGGCUCUGCUCUUCUUCCAUGCUCCCAACUUCUGGAAGUGGUUUUUGGUUCCCGGGGGCCUCUUUGUGCUGGAGAAGGCAGUGGGCACAGCUGUGUCUCGUGCCAUGGGGCUGCGCAUCGUGGAGGUCCACCUGCUGCCUUCCCAGGUCACCCACCUGGUGAUCCAGCGGCCACACUCCUUCCGCUACGAGCCCGGGGACUACGUCUACCUGAACAUCCCAGCCAUUGCUGCCUAUGAAUGGCACCCAUUCAGCAUCAGCAGUGCUCCUGAGCAGCAAGACACCAUCUGGCUGCACAUCCGCUCUCUGGGGCAGUGGACCACACGGCUCUAUGAGUUUUUCAGGCAGCCAGAGCUCCUGCAGCUCCACGGGAGCCUGGAAAGGAAGAGGUGGUGGCAGCGGGUGCAG
This is a messenger RNA of Centrocercus urophasianus (Greater sage-grouse), 3010 nucleotides long. RefSeq names its product NADPH oxidase 5-like. The record is from RefSeq and is a predicted model, not a curated record. Lineage: Eukaryota; Metazoa; Chordata; Aves; Galliformes; Phasianidae. The transcript has 11 exons. Gene Ontology annotation, biological process: superoxide anion generation; defense response. The annotation marks the transcript as partial. Gene Ontology annotation, cellular component: NADPH oxidase complex; plasma membrane. Gene Ontology annotation, molecular function: calcium ion binding; superoxide-generating NAD(P)H oxidase activity.